This is a messenger RNA of Aspergillus nomiae NRRL 13137, 2890 nucleotides long. RefSeq names its product glycogen phosphorylase (gene glpV). The transcript has 8 exons. Gene Ontology annotation, biological process: glycogen catabolic process. The record is from RefSeq and is a predicted model, not a curated record. The coding region runs from base 1 to 2640 and encodes 879 amino acids. Gene Ontology annotation, cellular component: cytoplasm. Gene Ontology annotation, molecular function: pyridoxal phosphate binding; glycogen phosphorylase activity. NCBI's taxonomy places the organism in Eukaryota, Fungi, Ascomycota, Eurotiomycetes, Eurotiales, Aspergillaceae.
AUGUCUGAAGCACGUCGGGAGAGGAAACCAUCUGUCGGUGCUCCUGUAUCAGAGCUCCAGGGUCCUAUUGGCCCUGGCUUUAGCCGCCCAAAACACAAACGGACUUAUACUGGCUUGGCGCCAGCAGAAAUUAAAAGUGUUGAGGCCAGCAUUCCUGAGCCACUGAGGGAAGCCUGGAGAAAGCAUUCUGUCAGUGGAUUUACGACCCAAGAUGAGUUUGAACAAGAGCUGGUCCGCCACGUCGAGACUACCUUGGCUCGUUCGCUCCACAAUUGUGAUGAGCUUGCUGCAUACUCGGGAACUGCCCUUGCGUUCCGUGACCGCCUGAUCAUCGAUUGGAAUAAAACUCAGCAGCGGCAAAGCUCUGCAGAUCAGAAGAGGGUAUACUACCUCUCUCUUGAGUUCCUUAUGGGUCGAGCGUUGGACAAUGCUAUGCUCAAUGUCGGCAUGAAGGACGCGGCUAGGGAGGGCUUGAAGAAUCUCGGCUUCCGGAUCGAGGAUGUCAUCGACCAAGAACAUGAUGCCGCCCUCGGAAACGGAGGCUUAGGGCGUCUAGCAGCAUGCUUUCUUGAUAGUCUGGCGACACUGAACUACCCCGCCUGGGGAUACGGUCUGCGUUACAGAUACGGAAUCUUCAAACAAGAGAUUGUGGAUGGAUACCAAGUUGAGGUUCCUGACUAUUGGCUCGAUUUCAACCCCUGGGAAUUUCCUCGGCAUGAGAUUGCUGUCGAUAUCCAGUUUUAUGGCUGGGUGAGGAAAUAUCAAGAUGAGAACGGUAAGACGGUCCAUUCGUGGCAAGACGGUGAAACUGUCCAGGCAGUAGCGUAUGACGUACCUAUUCCUGGCUAUGGAACUUCUACCACGAACAAUCUUCGAUUAUGGUCAAGUAAAGCGAGCAGCGGGGAAUUUGAUUUUCAGAAGUUCAAUGCCGGAGAUUAUGAGAAUGCCGUGGCGGAACAGCAGCGCGCAGAAACGAUCUCCGCGGUGCUCUAUCCAAACGAUAACCUUGAAAGGGGCAAGGAGCUCAGGCUGAAGCAGCAGUACUUCUGGUGUGCUGCAUCGCUGCAUGAUAUCGUUCGAAGAUUCAAGAAGACGAAGCGAGCUUGGGGAGAAUUUCCCGAUCAGAUAGCAAUCCAACUGAAUGAUACACAUCCGACACUGGCUAUAGUCGAGCUGCAACGCAUCCUGGUUGAUCUGGAAGGCCUCACCUGGGAUGAGGCCUGGAAAAUAGUGACCAAUACUUUUGGGUAUACCAACCAUACAGUGCUGCCAGAAGCGCUGGAGAAAUGGUCUGUCCCUCUAGUGCAAAAGCUGCUCCCACGACACCUGCAGAUUAUCUUUGAUAUCAACUUGUUCUUCCUACAGACGGUAGAGAAGAAAUUCCCCAAUGACAGAGACUUACUGUCGCGGGUGUCAAUCAUCGAAGAAUCACACCCCAAGAUGAUCCGGAUGGCUCAUAUUGCAAUUAUCGGAUCCCACAAAGUUAAUGGUGUCGCCGAACUCCACUCCGACUUGUUACAGACAACGCUCUUCAAGGACUUUGUCCAGAUUUAUGGACCUGAUAAGUUCACCAACGUCACCAACGGGAUCACUCCGCGCCGCUGGCUGCACCAGGCCAACCCGCGGUUGUCGGACCUAAUCGCCACAAAGCUUGGUGGAUACCAUUUCCUGACAGAUUUAGCGCUUUUAGAUAGGCUCGAAGCCUUCAUCGAUGACAAAAGCUUUCGAACAGAGUGGGCAGAAAUCAAGACCGCGAACAAAAUCCGUCUUGCUAAGCAUAUCAAAGACGCUACCGGCUAUAGUGUCAACCCUACCGCCUUGUUUGACAUCCAGGUAAAGCGUAUCCAUGAAUAUAAGCGUCAGCAACUCAAUAUCUUCGGUGUGAUUCAUCGAUAUCUGACUAUCAAAUCCAUGUCUCCGGAGGAAAGAAAGAAAGUCUUGCCGCGAGUAUCCAUUAUUGGUGGCAAGGCAGCCCCGGGGUACUGGAUGGCCAAAACUGUCAUCCAUCUUGUCAACAAUGUCGCAUCAGUCGUAAACAAUGAUCCGGAAGUCGGCGAUCUUUUGAAGGUAAUAUUUAUUCAGGACUAUAACGUCAGCAAGGCAGAAAUAAUUUGUCCUGCUUCGGACAUAAGCGAGCAUAUCUCAACCGCUGGUACUGAAGGUAGUGGUACCAGUAACAUGAAGUUUGUACUUAAUGGUGGCCUUAUCAUUGGAACCUGUGAUGGAGCCAACAUCGAAAUCACUCGCGAGAUCGGCGAACAAAACAUUUUCCUCUUUGGAAAUCUAGCUGAAGAUGUCGAGGAACUACGUCACCGCCACUACUACGGUGACUUCCAACUCGACCCUCAGCUUGCCAAGGUGUUCGAUGCCAUCCGAAGUGGCACAUUCGGCGAUGCUGGCGACUUCUCUGCACUUAUUGCAUCCAUUGAGGAGCACGGUGACUACUAUCUUGUAUCCGACGAUUUUAACUCGUACAUAACCACUCAGGGAAUGGUCGACGAGGCAUUCCGGAACCAAGAUGAGUGGAUAGCCAAGUCUAUUACCAGUGUUGCACGCAUGGGCUUCUUCUCCACGGACCGUGUCAUCAACGAAUAUGCGGAUGGAAUCUGGAAUGUAGAGCCACUUACUGUGAAAGACUGAUCGAGGGCGUACGUUCAAUCCAGACAUAACUGCAAUUUUUUUUCUUUGCUUUCCCCCAUUCUUCCAGUAUAUCUCGGUUUUGAGGUUCAAGUCUCUAAUGCACCUAAACCCCUGCCUGUGACUUGCGUCAGUUCUAAUUAUAAUUAUUGAACAAUCCUAAGUAUUCAAGAUGGGAAUGACGACCAAACAUUUUCUGCAUACAAAUUGUUACCGUUAUGUGACUGUUAGCUGCAUACGUGCAUUAGCACAG